UGGCAUAACGGGGCCAGGGCUGCCAUACCUCAGCGAGGCACUUCUGGAGAAGAUGGGCAUUUUACCCCUGGGCUCACGCCUGCAGGUCCUGCACUGUCUUCAGAAGCUCUGGCAGCUCUCAGAUGAGUCCAUGAAGGUGUUCAAUGACCCCAUCCAUGGCCACAUCGAGCUGCACCCACUGCUGCUGCGCUUCAUCGACACGCCUCAGUUCCAGAGGUUGCGCCACAUCAAGCAGCUGGGAGGAACAUACCUGGUGUUCCCCGGGGCGUCCCACAACCGCUUCGAGCACUCCGUCGGGGUGGGAUAUCUGGCCGGAUGUCUGGUCCAGGCACUCAAUGAAAGACAGCCGGAGCUCCUCAUAACGAAGCAGGAUGUGCUGUGUGUGCAGAUCGCAGGCCUGUGCCAUGACUUGGGUGAGUGACUCUCAUGUUCAGAGACACUGGGGUUCCUCACAUUCAGAUUCACAUGCGUCACAUCUUUGUUCUGAGAAGAGAAGCUGUUAGUCACAGCACAUCCACACCCCAAGUGACUCAGUCGAUUAAUUUAAAAGAACAUCUUAA
Messenger RNA from Puntigrus tetrazona (Sumatra barb), 560 nucleotides. RefSeq names its product deoxynucleoside triphosphate triphosphohydrolase SAMHD1-like. Lineage: Eukaryota; Metazoa; Chordata; Actinopteri; Cypriniformes; Cyprinidae. Bases 53 to 421 code for a protein of 122 amino acids. The transcript has 3 exons. Gene Ontology annotation, cellular component: nucleus. Gene Ontology annotation, molecular function: dGTPase activity. The record is from RefSeq and is a predicted model, not a curated record. Gene Ontology annotation, biological process: defense response to virus; dGTP catabolic process; regulation of innate immune response.